UGGUGUCACUUUUCACUUAAUGCUUUUCACCGUGAAGAACGUAUUCGAUUCACGCAGUGGUUAAAUUAUUCGAUUUGUUUACUCGAAAUAAGCGUACUUUUUGAAUUUUUAUACAAAGUUUACAUACCGAUUGUGGUUUUAUAAGAAAAAGUAAAAAUGAAAACAAGCCAGAAUCAAUUUGACUUAUUAGUAACUUUUAUGGAAGAACACGGAGAUCUCAGUAAGCCGGCAUCCACUCCCAGAGGUCGGAUGGCAAGUAUUAGAAAUUGGGAGAAGCUAGCGUCCUUAUUAAACAGCCAUGAAAAUGGUAAUACGAAAACCACCGAGAAGUGGAAAAAGGUUUGGAGCGAUUUUAAAAAUAAUACUAAAAAGAAAGCUGAACGCUUGCGUAGAAAAGCUAAUGGUGCUGAUGUUAGACCUGCAAUAUAUGCAAAAUUAUCUGGAUUGGAAGAAAGAGUGUUAAAUGUUAUGGGUAUGCAGGCAGCGAUGGGCUCAGAGCUGGACGGUGCAGGAAGUUUCCAGGAAUUUCAGGAUAUUGUCGUUUCACAGCCCUGGACUGCAGCACAAUCUGGAGGUACAGGUAUUGAACUGUGUAAUGUGCCUGGACCUUCCAAUCGAAUAUACACAGAACCAUGCACAUCCAGCCAAACCCAGGUAGAGCCAACACGUCGCAGCCAAGCCUUUGAUUUAGAUUAUGAUAGUGUAGAAGAUGGGGUACCAACAUCAUCUCCAGAGUCUAUAGUUACACCUCUGUCUCCUGUGCAGUACGAACCCACUACGCAGAGCCAUCGCGAAAGGUCUUUACGAGUGCGAUCCCCAUCUCAAAUAUGUGCGAGACUAACCCAGGCAGAGCGCGCAGUUCCUGUUAGAAAUUCGGAUACGGAUUCCAGAGCAUUCAGAAUCCAACAACAUAAAGAUUAUAUGGAGAUUAGAAGAGAACGCAUUAGGAUAAGAGAAAUGGAAUUAGAGACUCAAAAAGAAUGGCAAGCCAUAAGUUUAAGAGCAUUAGAUUUAUUAAGUCAACUAGCUAAUAAGUUAUGUAAAGAUUAAAUUAUUGUAAUCUUCAAUUAUUAUGAUAUGUAUACUUAGAUAUAAAAAUUAAAG
Messenger RNA from Bombyx mandarina (wild silkworm), 1104 nucleotides. RefSeq lists its product as uncharacterized. NCBI's taxonomy places the organism in Eukaryota, Metazoa, Arthropoda, Insecta, Lepidoptera, Bombycidae. The record is from RefSeq and is a predicted model, not a curated record.